UUGAGAGAGUCGUUGUUGUAGGCAAUCGCAAUCGCAAUCGCAAUAUAUAAUAAUGAGUGUGAAUAAAGUCGAGAAAUUGUUGAAGGGGAGUUGCCCCAUUCUGGCGAUGUUGCCCGUCCAAAUAUUUGCCACCGGAAUGCAAGUUCUGAGCAAAGUUAUUCUGAAUCAUGGCACCUUCAUUUUUGCACUUAUGGCCUACCGUCAUCUCGUCGCCACUCUCUGCGUUGCACCCUUUGCUUUCUUCUUCGAAAGAAGAAACGCAAACAAGUUGAGCUGCCAGGUUUUCUUUUGGCUUUUUCUCAGUGCCUUCACCGGGAUAACAGCGGCAAUGGGACUGUAUUAUUAUGGUCUGCGAGACACGACAGCUACUUAUGCUACCAACUUCCUGAACUUGAUUCCCGCAGUGACAUUUGUAAUCUCCUCCAUACUGAGGAUUGAAAAAGUGAGGUUGAAGAGAAGAGCAGGGCAAGUAACGGUAGUGGGGGCAAUUUUGUGUGUUGGGGGAGCACUGAUUACGAGUCUUUACAAAGGAAAAGGGUUUCACAUUGGUCAUCACGAUGAUGACAAUUGUAUAAUAUCUAAUAUGGAGGCGGGUGGUCGUCACUGGGGACGAGGCACCCUCCUGCUUGUUGCCAGCUGCUUUUCUUACGCUACAUGGUUUGUUGUCCAAGUGAAGUUGGUGAAAGUGUUUCCCUCAAACUACUUGGCCACCAUGCUAACAUGUGUCAUAGCAUGCAUUCAGUCAACACUGCUUGGCUUGUGCCUCGACACCAACAAGGCUUCUUGGAAGUUGGGUUGGGAUCUCCAGCUUCUCACCAUUUUCUACUCGGGAGCACUUGCCACAGCAGCUACUUUUUGCUUGACCACAUGGGCAAUUUCAAUCCAAGGACCCACUUUCCCUCCCAUGUUCAACCCUCUCGCUCUAAUCUUUGUGGCAAUCUCAGAAGCCAUCAUACUUGGGGAGGAGAUUAAAGUGGGCAACAUAUUGGGGACGUGUGUGAUGGUAGCGGGGCUGUACUGUUUCCUGUGGGGUAAGACAAAGGACAUGAAGAUGAACGAAUUAUCAACGCAUCUCCCGAGAUCAGCAGCUGCUGCAGUCGCUAUUCAUCUACCGCCAACCACUUCCCAACCUCCGCCCCUGCACUCACCACCUCUACUCCCAACGCCCGCUACACCCACUUAACACUAUUAAUAAUAAUACUUAAUUUUGCUCUUCUCUUUUCCAAUUUUCAACUCAACCCCGCUUCAACUUCAAACUUCU
Molecule: messenger RNA, 1261 nt
Organism: Benincasa hispida (wax gourd)
Lineage: Eukaryota; Viridiplantae; Streptophyta; Magnoliopsida; Cucurbitales; Cucurbitaceae
Product: WAT1-related protein At5g64700-like
Cellular component (GO): membrane
Molecular function (GO): transmembrane transporter activity
Source: RefSeq, a predicted model, not a curated record